Molecule: messenger RNA, 1068 nt
Organism: Beauveria bassiana ARSEF 2860
Lineage: Eukaryota; Fungi; Ascomycota; Sordariomycetes; Hypocreales; Cordycipitaceae
Product: bZIP transcription factor
Exons: 3
Coding region: 1-1068 (355 amino acids)
Cellular component (GO): RNA polymerase II transcription regulator complex
Molecular function (GO): DNA-binding transcription activator activity, RNA polymerase II-specific; transcription cis-regulatory region binding
Source: RefSeq, a predicted model, not a curated record
AUGAACUUUUUUUCUGAUUACCAAUAUGACAGCCCCGAAGCUGCUGCCGCCGCCGCCGCUGCUGGCAAGCAACCGUACAGCUUCCUCGAGGAUAUGCAUCCGACGACGACCUCGCACGCUGUACCAGGCAGUUCAAACGAAGUAGGACGCGCGUCAACACCACACUCAACGUUUGACGCUGCUCUCGCCGGUGAGGAUUUUGCCAGCUACGACUACGGCGCGGCGGACCUGGGGCCGCCCAACAGCCUCGCAAGCGCACCGUUUCCUACCAGCCCGCCCGCCGCCGCACACUUGCACCAUGCUGCUGCUUUUGCCGCGGCCCAGCAGCAGCAGCAGCAGCAGCACAUGGUGCAGCAUCAUCAGGCCAUGCCUGGCCAUUCCGAGCAGCAAAGCCCAGAGGCGAGCAAGGGAAACUCGGACGACGACGACUUGACGCCUGCACAGUCCCGCCGCAAGGCGCAAAAUCGAGCAGCGCAACGCGCAUUUCGCGAACGCAAAGAAAAGCACGUCAAGGACCUCGAGAGCAAGCUCGCCAACCUCGAGAACUCGCAGCAGCAAGCCUCAUUUGAAAAUGAGCGUCUGCGACGACAUCUCCAAAAAGUAUCGACAGAAAACGAAAUCCUCCGCGCCACAUCCAACAUGAACAAUCAAUCCUCCGCGCCGUCCCAUCACCAGAAUCAUCAUCAUCAUCAUCAACAACAACAACAACAACACGGCGGCGGCGGCCACCGUCGCCGCGCCUCGUCGCCGCCGUCCAUCAUCAACGGCCCCACCGAAUACCGACCCACGGAUUUCUACGCGUCCCUACUACGAGACCACGCCAGCAAGUCGCCCUCGCAUCGCAUCAUCAUGGGCGACGACGGCGAGCGCCUGCUAGCUCCCGGCGCGACAUGGGACUUGAUUGUCUCGCACGAGCUGUAUAAGCGCGGACUUGUGAAUAUCAGCAUGGUGAGCGAGCGGCUGCGCGACAAGGCGCGCUGCGACGGCCAGGGCCCCGUGUUUCCCGAAUCGGCCAUUAUGGAGGCUAUUAUGCAGAGCGUUGCCAGCGGAUCGGACGAUUUGCUGUGA